This is a messenger RNA of Phyllotreta striolata, 2138 nucleotides long. NCBI's taxonomy places the organism in Eukaryota, Metazoa, Arthropoda, Insecta, Coleoptera, Chrysomelidae. The record is from the annotation of a GenBank genome assembly.
GUUUAAUUGUUAUUUAGUCGUUUGAUUGUCGGUUUGCUAGUCGAUUUAUUAUAUAAAAAAUGUUAUAUUACAUCAAUAUUAUCCAAUUAUUUAUAUGCUUUAUACAUUUAGUAAGUGGCCAGUCACAAUGGAACACAAGGGACUUUAUGAAAAGGGAGCAUUCCCUAAUAAAACCUUACUAUGGAUCAGGAAUAGAUAUACCUUUCUGGCAUUUCACCGGAACGACUAUAGUCACGCCAAAUUAUAUUCGCCUUACCGAUGAUUCUCAAAGCAAAAGAGGUACCAUUUGGAAUACAGUUCCUGUGACUAGUCGCAAUUGGGACGUUCAAGUUCAUUUUAAAGUACAUGGGAAAGGUAAAGAUUUAUUCGGCGAUGGGUUUGCCAUAUGGUAUGCUAAAGAUAAUCUCAUCGAUGGACCGGUCUUCGGUAGUAAAGAUCUUUUCCAAGGUUUAGCGAUUAUUUUGGAUACUUACAGUAACCACAAUGGUCCACAUAAUCAUCAACACCCUUACAUUUCUGCUAUGGUAAAUAAUGGUAGUUUAUCUUAUGAUCACGAUAGGGAUGGUACGCAUACUCAAUUAGCUGGUUGUGAGGCCAAAUUUAGGAAUUUCGAUCACGAUACUCAUAUAUCAGUUAAAUACGAGAGAGAUGUUUUAACAGUAUCUACCGAUUUAGAAAAUAAAGCUGCAUGGAAAGAAUGCUUCCAAGUUAAAGAAGUACGGCUGCCGACUGGGUAUUACAUAGGUGUAUCAGCUACGACUGGUGAUUUGUCCGACAAUCACGAUGUCAUGUCCGUUAGAUUUUUUGAAUUGGAUUUGGACAACGAUGUCGAUGCCGCUGAAGAUCGUUCCAAAAUAAUCCCGUCGGCGUCUUAUUUCGAAGCGCCACGAGAGCACGUUGAAGACCCGAAGCCUGGUAUGUCUGGUAUUAAAAUAUUCUUUCUUAUGUUACUCGGUAGCAUAGCGGUUGUCACAUUCGUUGUGCUGGGCAUAAUGUUCUAUCAAAAACGGCAGGAAAAGAGUAGGAAAAGAUUUUAUUAGAUAUGUUGUUCAAAUUCAAAUCGCCAUUUAUAUCAAUUUUGUUUUCAAUGGGAAAAAGAUACGUAUUUUGUAAAAAAAAUCCUUCAAGGCAGAUGGAUGUUUGUGGUUUUCAGGUCAUAUUUUUUAUAUAAUAGGUUUGAUGCGUAUAAAGGGAAAUAAAUAAAGAGGGUAUGUUUUUAGGUAUAAAUAAAUUAUUUUUGACAUAUCUUUGACUGAUAUUUAUUUAAUGAUGUGAGGAAAAUUGUUUUUGUAGAUAUUAUACUUUUUGCAAUAUUUUUUUUAUAUUACCCUUAAGAAAAUUCAACAAUUUUCUUUAUGUCAUUUUAAUUGCAUCACUAUUAUUACACAUACAUUCUUUGGUUCUAUGACAUUUUUUUAAGAUUGUUUAAGUAUUUUAGACAACACAUUUCAAUAGUAUGUUUAAAAGUAAAUAUGUAAUAUAAAAAUCAGUAAUGACUGAAUUUCAAAGCCAAAAAUAUUUUGUGUUUGACUCUGUAGGCAUCACGAGAGGGUUGGUUAAUUGUUUCUUUUAAUUUUAGGAUACUGAAUUAUUCUUUUUUUGUGUCAACUUCAGUAGUUGAAUUACUAAAGGACUUGUUUCCUCCAAAUUCUCUAUGAACAUGUAAGAUGUAUUUUCUUGUAACAUUUAGUUUUUUAUUUAGGAAACUACUCGCACUUCCAUUUUCGCAUACUAACAAAAAUACAUAUUACAUACUCAUACACUAGUAUAUAACAAGGCCUGGUUUAAUUGAUUUUUUCAAAGCUUUUUUUAAUGUAACCUCCCGCUCGAUUUCCAACUUCACUAAGUUUGUCAAAACUUCUGUUAAUGUAAAUACCAACAAAUAAAAUUUAAUACGUAAUUAUACAAUUUUUUCAUAUCCCUGAGCUUUGAAAAAAUUUACUUUAUUCACACCAUUACGAUUCGAAAAAGUUUUAAGUAGCAAAAGUAGUUAGAGAAGUAAUAACUGUGUAUAAAAAUUACAUUAAUAAUUUUAUGACUUUCUUAUAUAUUUUGGCCUAAAAGUUUUUUACAAACAUUUAUAGUGUUUAUUAAAAAUUGUAUAUUAUAUAAAUAAAAGAUAUAUAAAUAUUACCAGC